Molecule: messenger RNA, 2962 nt
Organism: Paramisgurnus dabryanus
Lineage: Eukaryota; Metazoa; Chordata; Actinopteri; Cypriniformes; Cobitidae
Product: sodium-dependent lysophosphatidylcholine symporter 1-like
Biological process (GO): carbohydrate transport
Cellular component (GO): plasma membrane
Molecular function (GO): symporter activity
Source: RefSeq, a predicted model, not a curated record
CUAUUCAAAACCUCAUCGUUUAAAGUCAACAAAUAAUUCGACAUCGCAGACAAUAAUCAUCAUUUCUUAAUAUCCGCAACAAAAAGCAAAAGCAUUGAUGAUUAGACAAAACAUGAAUUCUGGGUCUCUUCAGGCGGUUUGCUAAAAAUGAGAGGAACUGUGUGAGCCACGCCCACGUGUAACUAGUAUAAGAAGCGGUAGAUAAAAAAGAAUUUUCACAACAACUGGUUAACGAUGGCAGACAACAAUGGGGAUGCACUGGACCACCAAGAAGGACAAAGCAUAGACUGUGCGACGAAAUAUGAAAACAAUAAACCGAAAUCCACAGGCAUCCCUUUAUCCACGAAACUGUGCUACGCCAUUGGAGGGAUGCCUUAUCAAAUGACUUCAAACGCCAAAGGAUUUUUCAUGCAGAUCUUUUUAUUGGAUGUUGUAAAGAUGGGGGCCUCUUAUGCAGCCAUCAUUCUCUUUCUUGGUCGAGCUUGGGAUGCUAUUACUGAUCCUCUCAUUGGAUAUGCCGUGAGCAAGAGUGGCCGCACAAAAAUUGGCAAACUUAUUCCCUGGAUUGUGUUCUCAAUGCCGUUAGGGGUCCUGUCCUACAUCAUGCUCUGGUAUACUCCACAGGACACCAUGUCCCCUGCCUUUAGUUUUUGCUGGUACUUCGCAUGGUGUUGUCUGUUUGACACCUUCAUGAGUUGCUACCAUGUGCCGUAUUCUUCCCUAAACAUGUUUCUGGGGGGCAAUGACAGAGAUCGAGAUUCAGCAACUGGCUACAGGAUGGGAAUGGAAAUUUUUGCUACAUUGGCUGGAGCCGCCAUUCAGGGUCAGAUAGUGGGAGUUCAUCAUGCUAAAAGGUCACAGGUCUGCAGGACGCAGAAUAACAGAACAAAUGUGUCCAUCAUCAACAACAACAACACAGACUCCCUUGGUGAAAUAUCCAUGAACCUUUAUAAUACAAGACGAGCUUAUGUGACCGCUGCACUCAUUUUAGGAAUGCUGUAUUUUUUGUGUUGCCUUGUGCUUUUUCUAGGAGUGAAGGAGAAACUGGCCCCACUAAGUAAACUGGACAGCAUGAGUAUGCCUUACCUAACUGGUAUGAAGAUGGUGGUGUGUCACGUUCCAUAUGUGAAGCUUGUAUUUGGCUUCCUAUUUGCUUCACUGGCUUUCCAGAUGGCUCAGGGGAAUUUCGCCCUCUUCUGUACUCAUGCAGCAGAUAUGGGAGCAUAUUUCCAACAUCUUGUUCUUAUAUUAUUGACUGCAGCCACAUUUUCUACACCAUUGUGGCAGACACUAUUGGUCAAACUAGGAAAAAAGACCACAAUAUUCAUCGGCCUAUCAACUUAUAUUCCAUCUCUAAUUGUAAUAUCCCUAGUGAGGAGUAAUUUACCCAUCUUCGUUAUUAUGUCUGUGUUGGCUGGCACCAGUCUGGCAGCACUCUAUCUGCUUCCAUGGUCAAUGUUGCCAGAUGUUGUUGAUGACUUUAAGGUUAAGAACCCAUCUUGCCAGGAUCUAGAACCGUUGUUUUAUUCCUGUUUUGUUUUCUUCAAUAAAUUUGGAGGGGGCAUGUCUGUUGGAGUCUCAACCUUGGUACUACAUUUUGCAGGAUACCAGCCUGGAGCCUGUAAACAUAAUCCAGCAGUCAUAUAUUCACUGCGGAUGCUUUUCGCUCCUGUACCCAUCUGCCUGCUUCUGAUGAGCUUAGCUGUGUUUUACUUUUAUCCUAUCAAUGAAGAGCGACGGCAGGAAAUCCAGAUGGCAUUAAAGAAAGCAGGGGGAGAAAACAACGACAAAGGAGAAGAACUGGGUAUGAAGUAAUACACUGUCAUGCCGUUUACUACUCUUGUUCAAUGAGGCUUCUACAACUGUUCAUCGUGAAGAUGUUUGUUUCUUGUCAGUGUAAAGUCUUUAUCUGUUUAUAUUAUAAACAACGUUUCUUAAGCCCCCCACAGUUUUACUAAUCUAACAGUCAUAGUUUAGAUUAUAGAGCAAUUCAUUUAUAAGCUGAUGGCUUGCAGAAGGGAAACGUUCAAAACCCAGACCAGGAUAACAAGAAUCACUGGCUUGAGGUGAAAUUAAACAUGCAAUGUCUUCAAAUGCUGUGUCGAACACUUCUGAUCUAUAAACAUGUAGUCCAAUUGUUUGGCCAGUCCAUCAAAUAGAGCAAUGUUGGAAAGCAUCACAGAUCUACAAUGUUCGUCCUGUUUGGAGAAAUCAACUUAAUAAUUGCGUGUCUCUGUACAUUGUGUUUGGUUUGAAAGUUUGAAUGUAUUUAUUUCACCCAAAAGUGAAAAUUGUGUCAUUUCCUCACCCUCAUGAUGUUCUAAAUCUGUAUGAAUUUUUUUUAUUUUGUUGAACACUAAAGAAGAUAUGUUGAUAAAUGAUGCACAGACAGUUGAUGGCACACAUUGACUUCUAUGGUAUUUUUGUGUGGUUAUUGUUUAUCAAAAUAUCUUAUUUUGUAUUUAACCGAAGAAAUAAACUCAUACAGGUUUAGACAUGAGAGUAAAUGAUGACACAAUUUGAUGUCCCGUUAAAGGGAUAGUUCCCCAAAAAUUAAUAUUCUGUCAUUAUUUACUCAUGUUGUUACAAACCUGUAUCAAUUUCUUUGUUCUGAUGACCACAAAGGCAGAUAUUUUGAGGAAUGUUUAAAACCAAUCCGAUCAUGAGCCCCAUUGACUUCCAUAGUAGGAGAAAUAAUACUAUGGAAGUGAAUGGAGCUCAUUGUUUGGUUACAAACGUUCCUCAAAAUAUCUUCCUUUGUGUUCAUCAGAACAAAUACAUGUAUACAGGUUUGUAACUAGAUGACAAUGAGUAAAUGAUGACAGAAUUUUCAUUUUUGGGUGAACUAUCCCUUUAACAUCAAGAGGGGAACAGAGCAGUUUUAAGCCUUAUGUGCAAUUUUAGAAAUGAAUGAUAAUUAUGACGUAAAACUGUUUAAAUAAAACAACCUUGUGUAAACGUA